Molecule: messenger RNA, 519 nt
Organism: Strongyloides ratti
Lineage: Eukaryota; Metazoa; Nematoda; Chromadorea; Rhabditida; Strongyloididae
Product: Serpin domain-containing protein
Exons: 1
Coding region: 1-519 (172 amino acids)
Molecular function (GO): serine-type endopeptidase inhibitor activity
Source: RefSeq, a predicted model, not a curated record
AUGCAUAAACAAAGUUACCUUCCAUAUGCAGAAGAUUUUAAUUUUCAUUUUAUCCAAAUACCAUACUCUGAUGAAAAUUUUUCUUUUGUCAUUUUACUUCCAAAAAUAAGAAAUAAAUUAAAAAGUUUUUUAAAAAAAGUCAAUGGAAAACAAUUUUUAUCAUUAUUAAGAAAAUCUGACAUAGCUCAAGUCAACUUAGAUAUACCUAAGUUUAAAAUUGAAAGUAGCCAAAAUUAUGUUCAAUUAUUUAAAAAUAUGGGUUUGAUGACACCAUUUAAAAGUAGCGAAGAUUAUUCUUUAAUAACUUCUAAAAUGUUAAUCAAUCAAAUUAGACAAAAGUCAAGAAUAGAAAUUAGUGAAAGAGGAACAGGAGUAACAAAAGAUGUUUUUGUAAAAAUGUUACCAUUAUCUGAUCUUUUUCCAAUACAUUCCAAAAAAAUUGCUAUCAGAGUAGAUCAUCCUUUUUUAUUUUUUGUCCUUUACAAAGAACAGAUUUUGUUAAAUGGAAUUUAUCAAUAA